AUGUUGCAGCAGUGGGUGAAAAGCCACAUCCUCCACGAGAGAGAAGGGUUGACCAUCGACAGCAAUCAUCUUGCUGUUGAGGGAGAAGCCUCUCUUCAGAGCCAAGUGAAUAAAGGCAACUUUUCAGAGACAGAGGUGGCCCAAGAGAAGGGGAAGGAGAUGGAAGAGCAGGACCCAGAACGACCUGGAACUGGCAAGACAGCAAGCAAAGGCCCCGAUCCCACCCCAGCUGGGAGUGGUGUUGAAUUCUGGGAAAGGGCUGUGUCAGAGGUCCUGGCUAAGAACACCCUGACCUCAGAAGUAUGUUGCCAAUGUUUCCGGCAGUUCCACUACCAUGAGGCCGAUGGGCCCCGAGAGGUUUGCAGCCAGCUCCAUGGACUUUGCAAUCAGUGGCUGAAGCCGGAGAGACACACCAAGAAGCAGAUCCUGGACCUGGUGAUCCUGGAGCAGUUCCUGACUCUCCUGCCCCAGGAAAUGCAGUGCUGGGUCCGAGGAUGUGGGCCGGAAACCAGUUCCCAGGCGGUGGCCCUGGCCGAAGGUUUCCUCCUGAGUCAGGCAGAGGAGAAGAGGCAGGCAGAACAGGUGAGAGGAUUCCCUCCAGAAGCUGCAAUCCCUGAGGCAGAAGGAGCUUCCUUGGAGCAGGAGCAGAGGGUGCAGGCGGUGGAGCAUGCCCAAGAUGCCUUCUCCUGUGGAACAGGCAGUGAAGAGAUACUGUUGAGCCGUUGUCUUUUCCAAGGUGUGGGAACAGUCGCUGCACCUCCAAUCCAGGGUCCUUUUUCCUUGGAGGAAGUGUCCAUCUCUUUCACGGAGGCAGAGUGGGCCCUGCUGGAUCCGGGACAAAGAGCUCUGUACAGGGAAGUCAUGCUGGAGAACUAUGGGAACGUGGCCUCUCUGGCAGAGGAUGAUCAGAGGAAUGAGGAGGGUGAGAAACUUCGUCAGGAAAUGACGGAUAAAGAUAAAAAUGAAGACUUGAACGAAAAUGUCAAGAAUUUAAUCAGAGUGAAGAGAAAGAAAGGCGGCUAUAUGGUUGAGAAGCAGACCAGACAUAAAUUCAGUCUCAGUAGUAAUAUUAAGCAGCAUCAGAAAACUCACGCAGAGGAGAAACCUUUUGAAUACUCAAAGUGUGGACAGAGAUUUGGUAUGAUUGGCAGUCUUCAAUAUCAUCAGAAGAUUCACACAGGGGAAAAGCCUUUCGAAUGCUCAGUGUGUGGAAAGAGAUUUAGUACGAGUGGCAAUCUUCAAGAGCAUCAGAGAACCCACACAGAGGAGAAACCUUUUGAAUGCUCAGAGUGUGGAAAGAGAUUCAUGUGGCGUGGCAGUCUUCAAGAGCAUCAGAGAACCCACACAGGGGAGAAGCCUUUUGAAUGCUCAGAGUGUGCAAAGAGAUUCAUGUGGAGUGGCAGUCUUCAAGAGCAUCAGAGAACCCACACAGGAGAGAAACCUUUUGAAUGCUCAGUGUGUGGAAAGAGAUUAAGUGAGAGAGGUCAUCUUCAACAGCAUCAGAGAACCCACACAGGGGAGAAGCCUUUUGAAUGUUCAGAGUGUGGAAAGAGAUUCAUGUGGAGUGGCAGUCUUCAAAAGCAUCAGAGAGCCCACACAGGGGAGAAGCCAUUUGAAUGCUCAGAGUGUGGAAAGAGAUUCAUGUGGAGUGGCAGUCUUCAAAAGCAUCAGAGAACCCACACAGGGGAGAAACCUUUUGAAUGCUCAGAGUGUGGAAAGAGAUUCAAUCGGAGUGACAGUCUUCGAGGGCAUCAGAGAACCCACACAGGGGAGAAACCUUUUGAAUGCUCAGAGUGUGGAAAGAGAUUCAUGUGGCGUCACAGUCUUAAAGAGCAUCAGAGAACCCACACAGGGGAGAAGACUUUUGAAUGCUCAGUCUGUGGAAAGAGAUUCAAUCAGAGUGGCCAUCUUCAAACACAUCAGAGAACCCACACAGGGGAGAAGCCUUUUGAAUGCUCAGAGUGUGCAAAGACAUUCAUGUGGAGUGGCAGUCUUCAAGAGCAUCAGAGAACCCACACAGGAGAGAAACCUUUUGAAUGCUCAGUGUGUGGAAAGAGAUUCAGUGAGAGAGGUCAUCUUCAACAGCAUCAGAGAACCCACACAGGGGAGAAGCCUUUUGAAUGUUCAGAGUGUGGAAAGAGAUUCAUGUGGAGUAGCCGUCUUCAAAAGCAUCAGAGAACCCACACAGGGGAGAAGCCUUUUGAAUGCUCAGAGUGUGGAAAGAGAUUCCUGUGGAGUGGCAGUCUUAAAAAGCAUCAGAGAACCCACACAGGGGAGAAGCCUUUUGAAUGCUCAGAGUGUGGAAAGAGAUUCAGUUGGAGUGACGGUCUUCGAGAGCAUCAGAGAACCCACACAGGGGAGAAACCUUUUGAAUGCUCAGAGUGCGGAAAGAGAUUCAUGUGGCGUCGCAGUCUUCAAGACCAUCAGAGAGCCCACACAGGGGAGAAGCCUUUUGAAUGCUCAGUGUGUGGAAAGAGACUUAGUACAAACAGCAGUCUUCAAACACAUCAGAGAACCCACACAGGGGAGAAGCCUUUUGAAUGCUUGGAGUGUGGAAAGAGAUUUAGAACGCGUGGCAAUCUUCAAGAGCAUCAAAGAACCCACACAGGGGAGAAACCUUUUGAAUGCUCAGAGUGCGGGAUGAGAUUCAUGAUCUCAUCUCCGAGUGCUGGAAUAAGAGGAGGAUGGUUUGCAGAGGAGAGCUGA
Molecule: messenger RNA, 2706 nt
Organism: Heteronotia binoei (common prickly gecko)
Lineage: Eukaryota; Metazoa; Chordata; Lepidosauria; Squamata; Gekkonidae
Product: zinc finger protein 14-like
Exons: 8
Coding region: 1-2706 (901 amino acids)
Biological process (GO): negative regulation of transcription by RNA polymerase II
Molecular function (GO): DNA-binding transcription repressor activity, RNA polymerase II-specific
Source: RefSeq, a predicted model, not a curated record